CACACUUCACUACGCCAUACGGGUGUGGUACGGACGAACCACUUGACUUGACUUAUAAUGAAAAAAAUAUAUAAAACAAUUCAAAAGAAAAAGUUAAAAGUGUAACUGUUACGCGCGAAAAGAAUUUGCAAUUUUUGUGACAAUAAUAAUUACGUCCAGAAAUAUAUUUUUUUAAAGUUUACACAAGAAAUUAUGUAUUUUUUUUUAUAAUCAAAUAGACUGGGGUUUACUUGCGUAUAGGAAUUUAAUUUUAGUAAUUGCUAAAUUAUCUUGCCGUAAAAAUGCUUGGUUUAGUUCUACUCUUGGUUGUGUUGGUGAAACAAAAUGAGGCUGUGAUCUAUAGUUUAAAUGAGUCGGAAUAUAACCGCAUGCCGGCACUGUUUGCGCUGGACGACUAUUCGUCGUGCCUGCUCGACCCAGUCGGCGUGUAUUGCGUGAUCGACGUUAACCUGCGCGGCGAUAACCCGCUCAUGCACAUGAUACAGGAAUACUCAGACUACAAAGUAAAACAUUACAAUCACACGCAAAUACAUCGAGGGGUCUGCGUCACACACACAUGCAAAGAUUAUAUUCACAACCGAAGCUUAGAUAGACCAGAGGACCUAAAUUCUGUCCUUGAGGGAUGCCUCAACGCAUCUCUGUGGCAAAACUACGAAUUGCAAGGGAACCUUGCGAAUAUAGAAUAUUGUAGGAAAGCAAAUGAAACUACGAAGAUAGAUUUAAGCGAUGUGAUAGUGACUGUGGUAUACUUAGUCAUAAUAUUACUCAAUGUUGUCGGAAGCUUCUACGACGUCAUUUAUUGUAAGAAAGGAGAAAAAUCAGGGAAUGCUUGUCUAUUGGCAUUUUCUGCUCGUCGCAACUGGAAGAAGCUGGUCGCGCCAAAUGGCGGGCCCGACCCGAGACUUAAUAGACUGAAACUGUUCCAUGGGCUGCGGACGAUGACAAUGGUAUGCGUGUUCUUCUCUCACACGGUACUGGUCAUGACGCUGACGUUCGUUGACAAUCCUCUAUACAUCGAAAAGUCGUACGAAGACCCGCUGAAGUACAUCCUGCUGAACGGCAGCCUGGUGACACACACGUUCUUCGUAAUGUCCAGCUUCUUGUUGGCGUACAACUUCAUGCUACACGCUGAGAAGUAUGGCGUCUCCUGGAUACAGCUGCCCAAGGGAAUAGUGCUGCGGUGGCUGAGACUGACACCAGUAUACAUGCUGGUGUUGGCAACGAUAGCAACGGUGAUGCGUCACACGGGGUCGGGCCCGCUGUGGCCCCUCGUGGUGGGCUCGGAGGCCGACGCCUGUCGCCAGUACUGGUGGGCGCACCUGCUCUACAUCAACAACUAUAUAUACGGGGAUGCGCUCUGCGUGCCUCAGGCCUGGUACCUGGCAGCAGACACGCAACUAUUCUGCGUCGGUCUGCUGAUCUGCGUGGUGGCCCGCAGUGCGCGCGCGCAGAAAAUCGCCCUCAGUCUCCUGUUUACCACUGCGCUCGUCAUUGCCGCCGCACACACCUACUUCCAGGAUCUGGAUGCUGUCGUGAUACAGGCCCCUGAGUCGCUGCGCAACCUGUACUCCCUGGACGACACGUUCCGGCUGCUGUACAUCCGCGGCCACACCAACCUGUCCACCUACACGCUCGGCCUCGCCGGCGGGUUCCUCGCGUACUACUGGCAGAAGGACGGCAAGGAGUUCAGCAAGUACAAGAGGUACCGGAUCCUGUACUGGCUGAUGUUCCCGGCGGGGGUGGGGGUGAUCCUGUCAGGGGGGCUGUUCUACGUUGACGGCUCCCCCCCAUCCAACCUGUUCAGAGUGGUCUACGCGAUGCUGUACAAGCCUGUCUUCCAGCUGCUUAUUGUGAUUCUUAUUCUGGGCGUCGUGUUUAAGUUUGAAACGGUAUUCCGUCGCAUCGUGGAGUGGCGCGCCUUCACGUGGACGGGCCGUGUGUCCUACAGCGGGUUCCUGCUGCACACGCUGUUCCAGCGUGGGCUGGUCGGCAUACAGACACGCCCCACGCACAUGACCGACUACUAUGUGAUAACAGUGCUGACGUCGACGAUAUUCCUGUCGUUCCUGGGCGCAGCCAUGAUGUGGGUGUGCGUGGAGGCGCCUGUGGGCGCGCUCACUAAGCUGGCGCUAGCAGGGCGCGCAGAGAAAACAGAGCAAGAGCAGACCAAGGUGUAGGGAAUAAACAUAUUGGU
Messenger RNA from Pectinophora gossypiella (pink bollworm), 2194 nucleotides. RefSeq names its product nose resistant to fluoxetine protein 6-like. The transcript has 12 exons. The record is from RefSeq and is a predicted model, not a curated record. The coding region runs from base 282 to 2177 and encodes 631 amino acids. NCBI's taxonomy places the organism in Eukaryota, Metazoa, Arthropoda, Insecta, Lepidoptera, Gelechiidae.